Molecule: messenger RNA, 2208 nt
Organism: Mesorhabditis spiculigera
Lineage: Eukaryota; Metazoa; Nematoda; Chromadorea; Rhabditida; Rhabditidae
Source: the annotation of a GenBank genome assembly
AUGGGUAAACCGAACCUCUUCGAUGAUGAUGACGGCGAUGACCAGAAGCCCUCCAGCUCCUUCAAAAUCAACGAAGCCUACGCCGAGCGCUACGACAACUGGAGACGGCUGGAAGAGAUGCAAAAAAUGAAGGACAAAUACGGCAACGACAUUGGCGAAGAGGAGGAGAGCUCCAGCGAGUCGGAACCGGAAUGGACGGCCGAUGACGAAAAGGACUUCUUGCGUACCCUCGGCGCGCUGAAGAGCAACAACAGCACAAUCUACGACUCCAAGAGAACUUUCUUCAAGGUAGAAGUGGUCGCGAUCAGCCUAACGGUUUCCUUUAGGAGAAAUUGGACGCCUCGCCGGACAAGAAGAAAAAAGGAAAAGCCGAAGGCGAAGGACGAGAAGCUCUAUCUGCGCGAUUACGAGCGGAAAGUGGUGCUGGAAAAAGAGGGGAAGCUUGACGAUGAGGACGAUGAAAUUGAUGACGACGCCCCAAAGCCGGAGGGCUACUACGAGGAGCAGGAGCGGAUAAAGAGAGAACUGAAAAAGGCGUUGAGCGCGGCUGAUGGAGGCGAGGAUGGUGACCUGCUGGUGAAGCGCGAAAAGUCGAAAGGCCAGAAGGAGGAGGAGGACGCCGAUUUCUACGAAUGGCUGAAGAAGCAGGAGGACGAGCCGAUUGAGGGGGCAGAAGAUCUGGUGCCGUUGAAAAAGGCCUGGAACGACCCAAACAUUGACGCUCAAGACCGCUUUCUUCGCGACUACCUCCUGAACAAGGAUUACGAGUGUGGCGAUGAUGAAGCAAUACCUACUUACGACCAAAUCUGCGACGUGGCAAACGACGAGGAGGAGCUGGAACGGCAAGAGCAAUACGAGACCAAGUACAACUUCCGCUUCGAGGAGCCCGAUCAAGAAUUUAUCAAACAAUACCCCCGCACGGUCGCCGAGUCGAUUCGAAAAAAGGACACGGCGCGCAAGGACCAGCGCGAGACGAUCAGAGAGCGCAAGAAGCAGGAGAAAGAUGAGAAAAAGAAGGAAAUUGCCGAGAUGAAGCGCAUGAAAAAGGAUGAAAUCAACAAGAAGCUGGCAAAGCUGCGCAGACUCGCCGGUGAUGACGUCCCGUUGAGCGUUGACGAUUUGGAGGGCGAUUUUGACCCCGCUGAAUAUGAUAGAAGAAUGAAGGAGGUUUUCGACCAGCACUACUACGACAACGAGGAGGCGAUCGACAACGUCGAGGGCCUGGAAAAGCCCGUAUUCUCCGACAUGUCUGACGACGAGUUCGACGGCGAUGAAAGCGACGACCCGGAUAACGUGCAAUUGGGAACGUUAAAGCAGAAGCCGGGACCCGCUAAUCCAGACGUUGAAGGCGAUGAACAAGAGGAAGAGGAAGAGAGUAAAUUCCGAGGGCGUAUGGAUGCUUCGGGUCGCCGGAAAAAGCGGAACUCCCAGUUCGCCGAGGCCGUCUCCAGGGCGAAGCCGCUGUGGAACCCGAAGGAGAAGACGUUCGAGGAGUACUUCAAUGAAUACUAUGCCCUCGAUUAUGAGGAUAUUUUGGGAGACCAAAGAACGCGCUUCCACUAUCGUCAAGUGAUCGCGAACGAUUUUGGCUUGCAAGUCGAUGAGAUUCUGGAUGCCGACGAUCGUCAGCUAAAUGCUUGGGCCAGUGUGAAAAAGGCCACCGCCUACCGCACAGACGCCGAAGAAAAGUUUGACGUGAACGCCUACAGGCGAAAAGCCCAGGACACGCAAAAAAAGGCGCGCCUCUUUGCCACCGACUUUGGCGGCAAAAAGACGAAAAAGCUGGAGGAAACUGAGCAAAAGGUCGACGUGGAGCUCCAGGAACGGGUCGAUGUUGAUGAUGCGCGCAAGAAUAACGGCGCGGCUGGCCAAGCAAAGACGGACGCCGCGAAGAAGAGCAAGACGAAAAAGAAGAAGACCGAAAAGAGUGCGCAAGAAGCUGCCGGAAAUGAUGGCAUAGUUGAGGCCAAGGAGAAAACCAAAGCGCCAAAAACCGCACUGAAGGCUACGAAUGGCGCCGCUUCAACGGAAAAUGACACUAAAAAGAAGCGCACCCGGAAGCGCAAGGGAGCCGCACCGGCAGAUGCGUUGCAGAUCGACGACCAACGCCUGGCUGCAUACGGGCUCAACCCGAAGAAGUUCAAGAAUAAGCUGCGCUACGGGAAGAAGCCGAGAGUUGAAGCCGGAGACGCUGCCGAGGCGGCCGAA